Messenger RNA from Prosopis cineraria, 1591 nucleotides. RefSeq names its product probable choline kinase 2. Gene Ontology annotation, biological process: phosphatidylcholine biosynthetic process; phosphatidylethanolamine biosynthetic process. The coding region runs from base 271 to 1317 and encodes 348 amino acids. Lineage: Eukaryota; Viridiplantae; Streptophyta; Magnoliopsida; Fabales; Fabaceae. The record is from RefSeq and is a predicted model, not a curated record. Gene Ontology annotation, cellular component: cytoplasm. The transcript is spliced from 9 exons. Gene Ontology annotation, molecular function: choline kinase activity; ethanolamine kinase activity.
CUAAAAUCUUUCUUCCGCAGCUCCGACUCUUCCUCUUUUCUCUGCUUUCUUUGGUUUUUCUCUUUUUCUGGCGUGCUUCUAAAACACCAAUUCAACCUUUAGACUUUUUUCUCAUUGGAUUCACAGCUGGGCUGUUGAAUUUUUCUUCUUUGUUUCAGUGGGUCUAUCUGUUGUUCCUUCAUGAAAGCUUGGCUUUGCUCUGUUUCUCUCCCUCUGUUCUUCAGAUUCGAUUGAACACCGAAUCAACAUUUCACUACACAGGGGCUUGAAAUGGCGAUAAAGACGAUGGAACUGUUGAAAGGAGGAGGGGUGACAGGGGAGGAGAUAAUGGAGGUUCUGGCGACGGUGGCUGCGGAGUUGGGUGACUCCAUAGAAGAGGCAGAGGAGACGAUGCAGGUUAUACCGCUGAAGGGAGCGAUGACGAACGAGGUGUUUCAGAUCAAGUGGUGGUCCCAAAACGACUGCGUAUUGAGGAGAGUGUUGGUGCGGCUGUACGGAAGAGGAGUAGAGAUUUUCUUCAACCGAGAGGAAGAGAUCAGGACGUUUCAGUGCGUGGCGGAGCGCGGCCAGGGCCCCCGGCUUCUCGCCCGCUUCGCCGCCGGCAGAGUUGAAGAGUUCAUCAACGCCACUACAUUAUCAGCAGCUGACAUCCGUGAUCCAGAAAUAUCUGCUCUCAUUGCAUCGAAGAUGAGAGAGUUUCAUAAGCUUCGUAUGCCUGGUGACCGAAAAGUCCAGAUUUGGCACAAACUUAGGAAAUGGCUUAAUUUGGCAAAAAGUUUAAGUAGCACAAAGGACGCAAAGAAUUUUGGGUUGGAGGAAAUGGAUGAAGAAAUAAACAAGCUAGAGAAUCUGAUAUCUGAUUCUGAAGGACAUCAAGAGAUUGGUUUUUGUCACAAUGACCUCCAAUAUGGUAACAUUAUGAUGGACAAAGACUUCAGAAGCAUCACCAUCAUUGAUUAUGAAUAUGCAAGUUACAAUCCCAUAGCAUAUGACCUAGCAAACCAUUUCUGUGAAAUGACAGCAGAUUAUCACUCUGACACGCCUCAUCUUCUUGACUACACUAAAUAUCCAGAUCUUGAAGAGCGUCAAGGGUUUGUGAAGAUUUAUCUCAGUGCUGAAGGCAAGAAGCCAAGCAAUGCAGAAGUGGAGCAAUUAGUGAACAAUUCAGAGAAGUACACCCUCGCAAAUCACCUGUUUUGGGGAUUAUGGGGACUUAUUUCUAGUUAUGUCAACAAGAUUGACUUUGACUACAAGGAGUAUGCAAGGCAGAGGUUUCAGCAGUACUGGCUUAAAAAGCUUACUUUAUUGGAACGGUGAAGUUGAGCCUAGCAUGCAUUUCAUCAUGAAUAUGAUAUUUUAAGGCAAGAUUUGUAGUGUAAAUCAUGUCAGUAAGUAAUAAUUGUGUUGUGGAUUUUGAUAAUUUUUACUAAUAACUGCCUUUCAAUCCCUCUGUUUUGGGAAUGAGCUAGAGAAUUUGUAGUAAUGUCAUUUUUUCUUUCUCUUUUAUCUAGCAUCCACAUGCAUUAAUUGAUCAUGUGCAGGUGUUAGGAUUACUUAUCAAUUUUUUAUGCGUUUAAAUUUGUCAUUUAAA